This is a messenger RNA of Momordica charantia (bitter melon), 2124 nucleotides long. RefSeq lists its product as uncharacterized. The record is from RefSeq and is a predicted model, not a curated record. Lineage: Eukaryota; Viridiplantae; Streptophyta; Magnoliopsida; Cucurbitales; Cucurbitaceae. Gene Ontology annotation, molecular function: RNA binding.
AUUGCCAGGAUUUCCACGCGCGAUUCCAGAUUAGGGUUUCUCUCUCUCUCCUCUGUGUGUGUUCUUCCUCAUUUCUUCUUCGCUUGUUCCGUAAUUGGGGGUGCGAUCUUUGAGCUCUAACUCUUUGUGCUUACUUUUUUGUUCAUCUCGUUACUGCUCCCACCGACUUUCUGAGGUUGCCUGCGUUCAAUUUCUCAAUUUGAAUGAAUCGCUGAAGUUGGUCGUAGGGAGAAAGUGGGAAGAAGGUAGAGAUGGAUGAAGGUGAGGGAGGGUUCGGUGAGGGUGUGGAUCAGAUUGAUCAGUUUCAUAGGAAUGAGGCGAUUUCUGCCGUUGCUGAUGAGGGUUUCUUGGGCGAAGAUGAGGAUGAGUAUGAGGACCUCUACAACGAUGUUAAUGUUGGGGAGGGGUUUCUUCAGUCGUUGAGGAAGAAUGAUGAUUUGGGAUUCAGGAACGAGGAGGAGCCGCCGAAGAUUGAGCCUCCUGCAACUUUAGCACCCAGUUCUGGUGCUUCGAUACCUGGUGUUGGCGGAGGUGCGACUGAAGUUGCUAGUUUAGGAGAUGGCGGGCACAGUGUUCCGGAGAGAGUAACCGAGGGUUACAAUCAGAUUCCAGAUUUAAGAACGAAUGAGAUGGCUAUGAGAGGUGGGGCAGGAUCGGGGCCGCCGAUGGGUGGGGGAGGCGGGAUUAGGGUUGAAUUAGGGCAAGGGAGUAAAACCAAUGAGUUGGAGGAGCGAAGUAGUAAUAACGUAGCCGUGCAUCAGGCUCCGCAACAGCCACAGCCACAGCCACAGCAACAGCAACAGCAACAGCAACCGCAACAGCACCACCAUCAACCACUGCACAGCGGAGUUUUAGGAAAUCCCGGGAGCGUAGAAAAUGACGGUUUGCUAAGGCAAGGUGGAGUAAAUGUAAAUGGGGUUGGUGGAAAUGGGUAUGGUAAUAUGGGGAGUGCAUGAUAGAAGGUAUCGAGACGAUAGAGAGAGAUCCAAAGAAAAAGAUCCAGGUCCUGACCAUGAUUGGCAGGAUAGAAGGCCACGCGAUGAUAGAGAUGUAGGUCGAGAAAGGGAUAAGGAUCGUGAUCGCGAUAGGGAACUUUCUCGAGAUUAUGAGCGUGGCCAUGAUCGCGAUCGUGAUAGAGAUCGUGACCGUGAUAGGCACAAGGAAGAUAGGGACAGGUAUUCAGAUCAUCAUAGGUACAGGGACCGUGAACCAGAGCAUGAAGAUGAGUGGGAAAGGGGGCGAUCAUCGAGGACUCAUAGCAAGUCUAGAUUACCACAAGAAGAAGAAAGUCGUUCUAGAUCAAGGGAUGCUGAUUAUGGGAAAAGACGGCGGCUUACUUCUGAUUAGUUGAAUCAUUCAACAUGCAUACUUAAACUAUCUAGAGUUUGGCUUUCCAUGUUCGUUUGGAUUCUCUUUUCAAUUAUCUGGGCUUGUUAAUUCAUCAAUUGCUCUUUUCCCUUGCCAUCUAUUGUCUGACUCCAAAUUACACCGGUUACUUCUUCCAACAGAAGUAUGGCGUGAUGUUCUAGAGAAAAAAAGUACUGAGGAUUUGAUUGGGUGGUGCGACAGUUGGCUUGGAGAUGGCAGAGAGAGCCGCCCUUGAACUUCUUUGCAGAGAACCAACCCCCAGGCAUGGCAGCAGCUAUUUGCUCUAUUAAUUUGAUAGUGAAACUCUUGGUUUAAACUUCUCAAGUUUCUUUUGAAAUCAUGUUUCUUGACUUGGCACACUUGAUGAUGAUGAAACUGAUGUUGUUGAUGUAAUGGCUAAACUAUUGCUGAAGUCCCAACAUGUCUUGAUGUUUUUUGACAUGUAAUGGCUUACUAUGUUGUUAGAGUAUCUUAGCCUGGAGGAUGUUGUGAUGUGAGUUAUUCUGUUUUAUGAGCUGUUGUAUCAUAUGUUCACACCUCUUUUCAAUUUUUUUUCUUUUUGAUACCGCACCUCCGCCGUCCGUUCAAUUGUGAAGAUGUAGAUAUAGAUGUAGGGCUAACAAUUCUUUUAAAGCUGUUGCUCUAACCUUGAGAGGUUGUUUGUACUCAACUCAAUACCCUUGUAUUGUAUGUAUGUACUUAUUGACUAGAUGGAUAUCAAUCAGUACAUGUUUCAUAUUUUGUUGUUUUCUGUUA